Molecule: messenger RNA, 917 nt
Organism: Musa acuminata AAA Group (dessert banana)
Lineage: Eukaryota; Viridiplantae; Streptophyta; Magnoliopsida; Zingiberales; Musaceae
Exons: 1
Coding region: 119-703 (194 amino acids)
Source: RefSeq, a predicted model, not a curated record
UGGACGAAACCAUUCACAUGCUUACUCACGCUUCCGUGCUCCUGUUUUGAGUUUUGACCUUCUUCCUACUCGGCCCCCUUAUCAUUUUCUUUCCCAGUUUGCCCAUCGACAACCUGAAAUGUCUUCUCCACCCCCAUACCUUCCUCCUGUAGAGGCCUCCGCCGAUCGGAAAAGACGCCGCGACGAGAUGGUGGAGAUAGAGGAGGAGGGGGAGUCGCCGGAGAUCUCCUCGCCCGAGGCCAAGCGCCUCCUCCUCGACAUCCUUGACGAUGACGCCGAUGCCGGAGACCAGGACCUCGCCUCCGUCAUGAAGAGCCUCGAGGAGGAGAUCGCCCUCCCCUCGCCGCCUCCGCAACCGCAGCUGCUCCCUCUGGCCGCGGUGGAGCAGCCCGACCUAGGGUUCCUCUUCGAGGCCUCCGACGACGAGCUCGGCCUGCCGCCGCAGGCCGACGAGCGCUGCGAGGCACCCGAGCCGGAGGUCGCCGAGGAGAGCGCCGGGUUUGGCCAGAUCUGGGGGUUCGACGACGGCGACCUGUGCGGAUACGAAGGGUUCGAGUUCGGGAUCCGGCCGGAGGAGCGGGCGGAGGCUGACGACGGGGUGGUGUUCGACGGCGGGCUGUUUGAUUACGCCGACGUGGUGCCCUGCGGGCCGUCCGAUUUCGCGGAUCUAUCGUGGCGGCCGGAGACGCUCCCGGCCGUCUGAUGACAGUCCGGACGCUUUUGUUCUUCCUUCUUUAAACCCCCCCCCCACUUCUUCAACUUUUCUUUUGUUCUUUUCCUUCUCUUUUGAGGAGCGGUAGGCGGUCGUUGUAAAGCUUAGAAAAAAGAAGAUGAAGAAAGAAGACGCGAGUGAACGAGAAUGGAACGAACGGUUUCGCACGAUAUUUCGAAGAAGGAAAUCAAUCUUUCGUUUUCUA